Cyclocybe aegerita is the source of this 981-nucleotide messenger RNA. NCBI's taxonomy places the organism in Eukaryota, Fungi, Basidiomycota, Agaricomycetes, Agaricales, Hemipholiotaceae. The record is from the annotation of a GenBank genome assembly.
AUGGACAUCUCCUCUAUCCUCCAAGGCGGCUACGCUCACCCAACGUCUCGCAAAUGGCAGGCGAAGACCCAGCUGAGCAAGUCGAUGUUCAUGUAUCCCAUCUUCAUCACGGACGACCCCAAGGCGAGCGUCGAGAUCCCGACGCUGCCCGGCCAGCGCCGGUGGGGUGUUGAUCGUCUCGAGGAGUUCCUCACACCUCUCAUUGAGAAAGGUCUGGAGAGCGUCAUCUUGUUCGGAGUGCCUUUGAGCUGUAACAAGGACGACCGCGGCACACCAGCCGACGACCCCACUGGGCCCGUCAUCCUCGCGAUCAAAAAGCUGCGUGCGCUCUUCCCCGACCUCUACAUCGCGUGCGACGUCUGCCUGUGUGAGUACACGGACCACGGGCACUGUGGUGUCCUCCAUGCCGACGGCACGAUCAACACGCCGCCUUCUGUCGACCGCAUCGCCGAGGUGGCGGUCAACUACGCGCGUGCUGGUGCGCAUUGUGUCGCUCCUAGCGACAUGAUGGACGGGAGGAUCAAGGGUAUCAAGAGGGGGUUGAUGGACGCGGGCUUCGGGAAUAAGUGUCUUCUGAUGAGCUAUUCGGCCAAGUUUGCGAGUUCGUUGUAUGGGCCUUUCCGUGAUGCUGCUGGAAGUGCUCCAUCUUUCGGAAACCGAAAAUGCUACCAGCUUCCGCCCACAGGCCGUGGCCUUGCCAGACGAGCUAUCCAACGUGAUGCCAACGAAGGUGCUGAUAUCAUCAUGGUCAAGCCUGCCAUGCCCUACCUCGAUAUCAUCGCCGACGCUGCGCAGCUGACACCCGACCAUCCCAUCGCCUGCUACCAAGUCAGCGGCGAGUUCGCUAUGAUCCAUGCCGGAGCUCGUGCGGGAGUGUACGAUCUCAAGCCCAUGGCAUUCGAGAGUGUUGAAGGUAUGGUUCGUGCUGGUGCGACGUUAAUUCUUUCGUACUUCACCCCGGAUUUCUUGGAGUGGUUGUAG